UGCGCAGAGAUCACAGAGAGGCGCUCCUCCAAACACGCGCCUCAGACAGACUUGUUCCUGUGCUACAUGGCCUCCACCGCCCGCAGCGCGCCUCUGACGGACGCACUUGUUGAGAAGCCGCCGUUUCAGGAGAUCCUGCGGAGCAGCCGCAGCUUGACGCAAAAGAUCCUGGAGUCCGUGGAGGACACGCACAAAUCCUGCGUUCAUUUACAGAGUCUGCAGUGGAAAGUUCCAGAAAAUGCUAAACUUGCUACCAUGAGGUCCACAAUCGGCAUCCCAUCAGCUCCUGUCAUCAAACCGAUUUCAGCCAAUUUCUCACUGGAAACAGCUCUGAGAGCGAUGCAUGACGGCCUGGAGCUGCACCAUGGCUUACUGCGCUCCAUCUCUCCUCGACUGGAAGUGAAAGAUAGAAUGAAUGCUUUACAAUACGACGUCAGGGACCUAAAAAUCGAGAUCUUUAGGAUGCUAAAAAUCAAAACCACAGAAGCCACAGUCCCGCCCGCGCCGACCAGCGUGGAGCUGCACCUUCCAGGGGAUUAUGAGGUGCAGGUGGCAGCGCACCUCACCCUGGUUCAGCUGCAGGUGUUCAGCCAGGAUGUGGCGCGUUGCCUCAGGAGUUUGGACCGCAGCGACCAGGAGGAGACCGACAGCUGACCUGCUGGUGUCAGACUCUUCUUUAUUUUAGUAUUUAUUGAAGCACUAAAGAUUAUUUAUUUGUUAAUUUUUUUAUUUAUGUAUUUAUAUUUAAAUUAUAGCAUUUAUUUAUUUAGGGAUUAUACA
Cyprinodon tularosa is the source of this 780-nucleotide messenger RNA. RefSeq names its product colony stimulating factor 3 (granulocyte) a (gene csf3a). Gene Ontology annotation, molecular function: cytokine activity. NCBI's taxonomy places the organism in Eukaryota, Metazoa, Chordata, Actinopteri, Cyprinodontiformes, Cyprinodontidae. The transcript has 5 exons. The record is from RefSeq and is a predicted model, not a curated record. Gene Ontology annotation, cellular component: extracellular region. Bases 67 to 654 code for a protein of 195 amino acids. Gene Ontology annotation, biological process: neutrophil differentiation; immune response; positive regulation of myeloid cell differentiation.